AGAGCUCUGGGCGCUGCGAGCGGCGCUGCCAUUUAAAGGGGCCGCGACCCCCGUCCCGGCUGCUAGGGAGGGAGGGAGGAGGAGGAGCUCGGGGCCGUCGCCGUCUGCAGCCCCCGGCUGGUAAUCGCCACCCUAGCCACACUAGCCCCGCCGCAGCCCAAAUCUAGUCAUCCAUGGACCCCAGCGAUUUCUCCAGUUCAUUUGACUCGCUGUCUCUGCCAGAGAAGCCCCUGGCAGGAGACCUUCCAGUGGACAUGGAGUUUGGAGAAGAUCUGCUGGGUUCCCAAACUGCCCCAAGCCAGGGCUGGACUCCUCCUGGACCACCACCAACCACUGAGGCCCUAGACUUGCUGGAUACCCCUGCUGGCCUGGAAAAAGACCCGAGUGUUCUAGAUGGAGCCACUGACCUCUUGGGACUUGGGGGGCUCCUCUACAAAGCACCCUCUCCUCAAGAGGUUGACCAAAGUCCGGAGGGCACACUGGGUUGGGCUUCAGGGGACCAGUCCCUCGAAUCUGUCCCCAGAGGACAGGCCCCUGAAGUAGCCACGUCUGAUCCUGGGGCACAAGGCACAAGCCCUGCCAUGACUGAGGGGCUCCUGGAGCCCUUGGCUCCAGAUGCACUGAUCAACCUCGAAGAAGAGACACCAUGCACAACUGGUAGAAGAAAGGGCCCCCCUGGGCAGGAGGAAGAGCUUCUGCAGGGGCAGCCCCCAAGCCCAAAUGCCCCCCCAAGCCCCUCUGUGGGGGAAGCCCAGGGGGAGAGCAGCUCCAAGACCCAGCCCAGCCCCCCAGCACACCCCUCCUUGCCAGGGGAUGGCCAGACUGAGAAAAACAGCGAGCCGCCUCCUGAGAAGGAACAGAAGAGAAGUGAGCGUGCUCGGAGGGUGGAAGCCCCUAAACCGGAGACAGUGGACUCCUCAGAAAUUCCAGUAUCGGAUGAGGACUCAGAUGCUAUGGUGGAUGACCCCAACGAUGAGGACUUUGUGCCCUUCCGGCCAAGGCGCUCUCCCCGGAUGUCCCUGCGAACCAACUUGGCCCCCCGGGCUGCCCGCUCAGCAGGCACUAAAAUGACCUGUGCCCACUGCCGGACCCCCUUGCAGAAGGGUCAGACCGCUUAUCAACGCAAAGGGCUCCCCCAACUCUUCUGCUCCUCCACUUGCCUCACCACGUUCUCCAAGAAGCCUCUGGGCAAGAAAACCUGCACCUUCUGCAGAAAGGAGAUCUGGAACACCAAGGACUCAGUUGUGGCCCAGACUGGGUCAGGAGGUUCAUUCCAUGAAUUUUGUACAUCUGUCUGCCUCUCCCUGUAUGAGGCCCAGCAGCGGCCAGUGCCCCCAGCGGUCGAUGCAUCGGAUGCCACCCGCUGCAGCAUCUGUCAGAAAUCUGGAGAGGUCCUGCAUGAGGUCAGCAAUGGUAGCGUUGUGCACAGACUUUGCAGCGACUCAUGUUUCACCAAGUUCCGUGCCAACAAGGGACUAAAGACCAACUGUUGUGACCAGUGCGGAGCCUACAUCUACAGCAAGGGGGGGGGCGGGGCCCCUCCUCCUGAACUGCUCUUCCACGAGGGCCAGCAGAAACGCUUCUGCAGCACAGCCUGCUUGGGGGGUUACAAGAAGAAAAACACCCGAGUGUACCCGUGUGUCUGGUGCAAGACGCUGUGUAAGAACUUCGAGAUGCUAUCCCAUGUGGACCGGAAUGGCAAGACCGGCCUCUUCUGUUCCUUAUGCUGUACCACUUCCCACAAAGUGAAGCAGGCUGGGCUGGCUGGCCCUCCCCGCCCAUGCAGCUUCUGCCGCCGAAGUCUCUCUGACCCCUGUUACUACAACAAGACGGAUCGCACAGUCUACCAGUUCUGCAGCCCCAGCUGCUGGACCAAGUUCCAGCGUACAAACCCUGAGGGGGGCAUCCAUCUGAGCUGUCACUACUGUCACAGCCUGUUCAGCGGCAAGCCUGAGAUCCUGGAUUGGCAGGACCAGGUGUUCCAGUUUUGUUGCCGUGAUUGCUGUGAGGACUUCAAAAGGCUUCGGGGUGUGGUGUCCCAGUGCGAGCACUGUCGUCAGGAGAAGCUACUUCAUGAGAAACUCCGCUUCAGUGGGGUGGAGAAGAGCUUCUGUAGUGAAGGCUGUGUGCUGCUCUACAAGCAGGACUUCACCAAGAAGCUGGGCUUGUGCUGCAUCACCUGCACCUACUGCUCCCAGACCUGCCAGCGUGCGGUCACCGAGCAGCUGGAUGGCAGCACCUGGGACUUCUGUAGUGAGGACUGUAAGAGCAAGUACCUACUGUGGUACCGUAAGGCUGCCCGCUGCCAUGCCUGUAAACGUCAAGGGAAGCUGUUGGAGACGAUCCACUGGCGGGGGCAGAUCCGGCACUUCUGCAACCAGCAGUGUCUGCUUCGCUUCUACAGCCAGCAGAACCAGCCCAACCUGGACACUCAAAGUGGGCCCGAGAGCCUCCUCAACAAUCAGUCUCCAGAGCCUAAGCCCUCUGCACCCUCCCAGCCCAAAGUGACCAGCAGCACCACAGCGGCUGCUUCGAAAAGCCGCUCGGUCCCAAUUGAUCCUACUCCCCCACCCCCACCUUCGAUGCCCCGAAAGAACAAAGCCGCCAUGUGCAAGCCCCUGAUGCAGAAUCGGGGCGUGUCCUGCAAGGUGGACAUGAGGUCCAAAGGGUGUCAGACAGAGCAAGACUGGAAGCCACAGGUGAUCGUGCUGCCUGUCCCAGUGCCCAUCUUUGUCCCAGUGCCUAUGCAUCUGUACAGCCAGAAAGUCCCGGUGCCUUUGUCACUGCCUAUCCCAGUACCUGUGCCCAUGUUCCUGCCCACAACUCUGGAGAGCACAGACAAGAUUGUGGAAACUAUUGAGGAGCUGAAGGUGAAAAUUCCAUCCAACCCUUUGGAGGCUGACAUCCUGGCCAUGGCAGAAAUGAUAGCGGAAGCUGAGGAAUUGGACAAGGCCUCAUCUGACCUCUGUGACCUAGUAAGUAACCAGAGCACAGAAGGGCUGCUAGAAGACUGUGAUCUGUUUGGACCAGCGAGAGAUGACGUUCUCGCCAUGGCUGUGAAGAUGGCCAACGUCCUGGAUGAGCCAGGGCAGGACCUAGAAGCUGACUUCCCUAAGAAUCCCUUGGACAUCAACCCCAGUGUGGAUUUCCUCUUUGACUGUGGCCUGGUGGGACCAGAUGAUGUCUCUACUGACCAGGACCUGCCCCGAGCCAUCAGAAAGGGUCAGAAGCGGCUAGUGCUUUCUGAAAGCUGUUCCCGGGAUUCCAUGAGCAGCCAGCCCAGCUGUACAGCCCUUAACUACUCCUAUGGUGUCAACGCCUGGAAGUGCUGGGUGCAGUCAAAGUAUGCGGGUGGGGAGUCAAGCAAGGCCGAGGAGCUGCGCUUUGGCCCCAAGCCAAUGCGGAUCAAAGAAGACAUCCUGGCCUGUACAGCUGCUGAGCUCAACUAUGGCUUGGCCCAGUUUGUAAGGGAAAUAACCCGACCCAAUGGCGAACGAUAUGAGCCUGACAGCAUCUACUAUCUGUGUCUUGGCAUCCAACAGUACCUCCUGGAAAACAACCGAAUGGUGAACAUUUUCACGGACCUUUACUACCUGACCUUUGUCCAAGAGCUCAACAGGGCCCUGAGCAGUUGGCAACCCACAAUCCUCCCCAACAACACAAUAUUCUCCCGGGUGGAGGAGGAGCACCUCUGGGAGUGCAAGCAGCUGGGCGUCUACUCUCCCUUUGUCCUUCUCAACACUCUCAUGUUCUUCAAUACCAAGUUCUUUGGCCUGCAGACGGCAGAAGAGCACAUGCAGCUGUCCUUCACCAACGUGGUGCGCCAGUCACGUAAGUGCACCACUGCUCGGGGCACCACCAAGGUAGUGAGCAUCCGCUACUACGCACCUGCCCGCCAGCGCAAGAGUCGAGACACCAAUUCGGGGAAGCGGAAGAGGGAGGAGGAACUUCCUGUCUUGGAACAGCGUGAGAACCGUAUGAACCCUUUGCGCUGUCCUGUCAAGUUCUAUGAAUUCUAUCUCUCCAAAUGCCCCGAGAGCCUGCGGAGUCGGAAUGAUGUGUUUUACCUGCAACCAGAGCGCUCUUGUAUUGCUGAGUCUCCACUCUGGUACUCUGUGAUCCCCAUGGAUCGGAGCAUGCUGGAAAGUAUGCUCAACCGCAUCCUGGCUGUUCGUGAAAUCUAUGAAGACCCAGGUCGUCCUGGAGAGGAGGACCUGGACUGAGCGUGCCAUGCGUAUACACUCUCCACACCAAUGUCUGUCCUGUGGCCCACCCCUUCCCUUGAGAGGGGCUGGCCCAGGCGCCAAUGCUGCUCAUUCUGAAGGGCCCUGCCCACCCCUCCCCACUCCUUCUCCUGAGGCCUGCCCUGGGAGCACCUGGCUUUCUGCCUUCUUCCAUAUCACUUGUCAUUGCUGAAGACCCUGUUCCUUUGCUCAGGGGCUCUUCUCCCAGUGCUAGGUUCCACUGGGGGGUCUCCCCUGUGCCUCGGAGCAACACUCUUCGCCCUUGGGCCAGAUUGGGGUGGGAGGUUGGGGGGGCGGGUAGAAGGGGGAAGGCUUGGUGACAGGUAUAAUAGCCCUCACCUUGCUGGUCUUCGAGGCCUUGCAUGAGCAGGCCUAGGCAAGGGAAGUCAGUGCCCUGGUGCCCUUAGUGGGUUGCCAGGUUUGGGAAAGAGCCCUGGUGCCUUCCCUUUCCCCUUCCUAAAGGUGCCACUCCAGGGCACUCGCCAUGAAAGAUCCCCAGGGCAGGGGUGGGGGGAGGGGGAGAGGACCAUUUCCCCUGCAGCACAGGGCUUAGCCACUACUUCCUCUGCCAGGCCUCCCCUCACAGCUGGACUCCUAUGAGCACUUCCUCCCUCCCAGGCACCAGGGCCUUGUACUAUGAAUCUAGUGAUUUUCCCAGUGCUUUUUCCCUUUCUGCCACAGGCAGAGAAUGACUCUUGAGUGCGGGGUGCGGACUUCUGCUCCCCGCAUCUGUGUGUCCAUUUGACUCGGCCAGCCACGGCAUCGCCGUGCUUCCCCCCUUCAUGGCUUCCUGCCCGCUCCCCCUCGAGCUCAGUGGGCAGUUCCCACAGCAAUAACCAUGCCCAUUCCUGGCAUGGGAUCUGAUUCCCCACCCCUGUCCUACCCCCAUUGAAGAACCAGGCUGAGCCUGUGGGGGCCUCUGACAGUUUGGGUGACAUCUGACGGGGAGCUGAGUCGGGAGGCACCUCCUCCCCGCUGCCUUGUUUUUCUUCUUCCCCCUCAUUGCCUUGUUCCAGGUUAGCUAAAUAGGGUCAGGCUGAGGGGUGGCCAGCUUCCCCCCAGUGGCUUUGCUGUUCCCUGGCCCCAUCUCUGUGUUUUUCUAACUGUUAUCGGUUUAGCCGCUGUUGAAAUUGUAUAUAUUGUUGUGAGGCGCCUCGCCUGUCCCCGCAGUGAUGCUGACGCCCUCGUGUUGUAGUGAGAGAAGCCGUUGUCACAACUAACCUUCUGUCCCUGGAACUGUUCGUUUCAAAUAAAGAUUCAAAAGUACUGCUACUUCCCCUCUUUGGGG
Molecule: messenger RNA, 5532 nt
Organism: Trichosurus vulpecula (common brushtail)
Lineage: Eukaryota; Metazoa; Chordata; Mammalia; Diprotodontia; Phalangeridae
Gene: ZMYM3
Product: zinc finger MYM-type containing 3
Exons: 25
Coding region: 174-4223 (1349 amino acids)
Molecular function (GO): zinc ion binding
Source: RefSeq, a predicted model, not a curated record